Molecule: messenger RNA, 1077 nt
Organism: Saitoella complicata NRRL Y-17804
Lineage: Eukaryota; Fungi; Ascomycota; Saitoellomycetes; Saitoellales; Saitoellaceae
Product: P-loop containing nucleoside triphosphate hydrolase protein
Exons: 2
Coding region: 1-1077 (358 amino acids)
Biological process (GO): DNA repair; DNA-templated DNA replication
Cellular component (GO): Rad17 RFC-like complex; Ctf18 RFC-like complex; nucleus
Molecular function (GO): ATP hydrolysis activity; DNA binding; DNA clamp loader activity
Source: RefSeq, a predicted model, not a curated record
AUGUCUCUCUGGGUUGAUAAACACCGUCCUCGCUCCCUCCAGAACCUGCAUUACCACAAAGACCUCUCUGACCGCCUCGCCGCCCUUGCUUCCAACCCAGACUUCCCACAUCUUCUCGUCUAUGGCCCAUCAGGAGCCGGGAAGAAGACGAGAAUCGUUGCGACGCUGAAGGAGCUGUACGGACCGGGUGUUGAGAAGUUGAAGAUCGAUCAGAGGAUUUUCGUUACGCCAAGUAACAGGAAGUUGGAAGUGAAUAUCGUGUCGUCUGUCUACCAUCAGGAAAUCACACCGAGUGAUGUGGGCAAUUAUGACAGAGUUGUCGUACAAGAUCUGCUGAAGGAGGUCGCUCAGACACAGCAAGUCGAUCUUUCUGCCAAGCAGCGCUUCAAGGUCGUCGUCAUCAACGAAGCCGACGCCCUAACCCGCGAAGCGCAAGCAGCCCUCCGCCGCACAAUGGAAAAAUACACCCCAAACCUCCGGCUAAUCCUCCUCUGCAACUCAACCUCCAAAAUCAUCUCUCCAAUUCGUUCCCGGUGUCUUCUCAUCCGCGUCGCAGCCCCAUCCCACGACGAGAUUGUCGGCGUACUACGACAUGUCGCCGAGAUGGAGCGGGUCGAAGUGGGGGAAGGAUUGUUGAGGAAGGUUGCGGAGGAGAGUGGGAGAAAUUUGAGAAGGGCGGUGUUGAUGUUGGAGGCGGCGUAUGCGCAGAGUCCGGGUGGGGGGGCGUUGACGGAUGCGAAUGCGGUGUUGACGAAGCCGGAUUGGGAGUUGUUCAUUGCGAGUGUUGCGUCGUCAAUUUUGGCGGAGCAGUCUCCUUCCCGUCUGUUAUCGGUUCGUGCGCAGCUUUAUGACCUGCUGACACACUGUAUCCCGGCAUCUACUAUCCUGAAGACGCUGCUACUGAGACUCCUUGAGGGUUUGGAUGAGGAGCUGAAAGUGGAGGUGGUCAAGUGGGCUGCUUUUUACGAGCAUAGACUGAGGCUGGGAAACAAGGCCAUCUUUCACUUGGAGGCGUUCGUAGCGAGGGUCAUGAGGAUCCAGGCAGGGUACUUGAUGGGAUUCGGCGAUGAUUUCUAG